This is a messenger RNA of Salpingoeca rosetta, 1542 nucleotides long. Its product is annotated as cyclophilin-16. Gene Ontology annotation, cellular component: catalytic step 2 spliceosome. Bases 1 to 1542 code for a protein of 513 amino acids. Gene Ontology annotation, molecular function: peptidyl-prolyl cis-trans isomerase activity. The record is from RefSeq and is a predicted model, not a curated record. Lineage: Eukaryota; Choanoflagellata; Craspedida; Salpingoecidae. The transcript is spliced from 8 exons. Gene Ontology annotation, biological process: protein folding; protein peptidyl-prolyl isomerization.
AUGAGCACCAUCUACAUCCAGGAGCCAGCCACCAGUGGCAAGGUGGUGCUGGUGACCAGCUUCGGGGACAUUGACGUUGAGCUGUGGUGCAAGGAAUGUCCACUGGCGUGUCGAAACUUCAUCCAACUGUGCAUGGAAGGGUACUAUGAUAACGUGACGUUCCACCGCCUCGUGAGAGGGUUCAUCAUCCAAGCUGGCGAUCCAACAGGCACUGGGGAAGGAGGCGAGUCCGUGUUUGACAAGCCGUUCAAAGACGAGUUUCACCAGCGUCUUCGCUUCAACCGCAGAGGCCUUGUUGGCUGCGCCAGCUCCCAACCAAAUGACAACAACAGCCAGUUCUUCAUCACACUCGACCGCGCAGACGAGCUCACAAACAAACACACCCUCUUUGGCAAGGUGACUGGCAAUACCAUUUUCAAUGUGUUGAAGAUGGGCGAGCUACCCACGGACGAGAACGACCAGCCGGAGGAGCCCCCACGCAUCAUCCGAACGGAGGUGCUGAGCAAUCCGUUUGACGACAUUGUACCACGGAAGCUGGCGCCGCGCGUGCCGCAGCAGGAUGAGGAGAGCGAGGCGAAGCGAAGGCGGCGUAGGAAAGCACGUGUCAAGGCGGUGAAAGACUUCAAGCUCAUGUCGUUUGGUGAAGAGGCCGAAGAGGAUGAACAAGUUAUACAUGAGUCCACCAAGAAGCUGGGCAAGUUGAAGAGCAGCCACGACGUGCUGCAGGAUGAGCGUCUUGCGUCCGCACGCGACUCUGAGGCAGCGACACGCUCCAUCCUGGAAGCAGACGCAGACGAUGUGAAGAAGGAGGCCAGGGCGCGCGUGAGCAAAGGCACGCGGCGCAGUGGUGCCGAUGAUGCAAAGCCACGUGAGCCGGAACAUGUCAAGGCCGCACGUGAGGCAGAGGAACGACUGCAAACCAUCAAGCGGGAGGCUGAUGAGCUGAAGCGGGAGCUGAAGAAGGCCAAGAGCGGCCACGAUGGUGAUGGGGGCGCUGGCGAGGGAAAGGAUGCCAAGCCCAUGUCUGAGGCCAGCGCAUUCCUCUCGCAGGAGCGCGCUCAGCUGUUGAAGGAGGGCAAGUCACGGCGUGCGAAGAAGCGCGGAGAUCGGGAGAGCGAGACGCUUGCGCUGCUGGCCAAGUUCCGCAACAAGCUCAGCCGUGCGGGCAGCGGAAGCGCGAGCAGCAGCAGUGGCGGUGGGAGCGGGAGUGGGAGCGGGAGUGCAUUGGCGCCAGCUGUAAGCGAUACAGAAGCAGUGACAGCACCACCAGGUGUGGACGAUCUUUCGGACGAGGUCGCCGACACAACAUGGAUGCAACACAAGCUGACCAACGAGGUUGAGACUGCACCAAAGGGCAUCGACCCUGAGCUGGAUCCCAACAGCCUUGAUAUCUACGACCCCCGCAACCCGCUCAACAUCCGCCGGCGCAAGGACAGCAGCACGCACCACCGCAGCCGGGACCGGGACCGGGACCGGGACCGCGGCAGGGGCCCAAGCAGCGCCAGCAGCAGCAGCAGCAGUCACAGACACCAUCGCAGAUGA